Messenger RNA from Rhinopithecus roxellana (golden snub-nosed monkey), 625 nucleotides. RefSeq names its product trafficking protein particle complex subunit 2-like protein. The coding region runs from base 17 to 448 and encodes 143 amino acids. Lineage: Eukaryota; Metazoa; Chordata; Mammalia; Primates; Cercopithecidae. The transcript is spliced from 5 exons. The record is from RefSeq and is a predicted model, not a curated record. Gene Ontology annotation, cellular component: nucleus; TRAPP complex; cytoplasm. Gene Ontology annotation, biological process: endoplasmic reticulum to Golgi vesicle-mediated transport.
CGCCGGGCCUCCCAAGAUGGCGGUGUGCAUCGCGGUGAUCGCUAAAGAGAAUUACCCCCUCUACAUUCGCAGCAGCCCCACGGAGAACGAGCUGAAGUUCCACUACAUGGUGCACACAUCUCUGGACGUGGUGGAUGAGAAGAUCUCCGCAAUGGGCAAGGCCCUGGUCGACCAGAGGGAGCUGUACCUGGGCCUGCUUUACCCCACGGAGGACUACAAGGUAUACGGCUACGUCACCAACUCCAAGGUGAAGUUUGUCAUGGUGGUGGAUUCCUCCAACACAGCCCUUCGAGACAACGAAAUUCGCAGCAUGUUCCGGAAGCUACACAACUCCUACACGGACGUGAUGUGCAACCCCUUCUACAACCCGGGGGACCGCAUCCAGUCCAGGUGGGCCCUACUUCCUGUGUCCGCAUCCAGUCCAGCAGGGCCUUUGAUAACAUGGUGACGUCCAUGAUGAUACAGGUGUGCUGAAUGAGCUGUGCCGCCAGCCAUCGCUGAGGAUCCCACGCGUGACCGUGGCGGCCAUUGGUCCGUUCUCAUCGCCUCUUCCUGAUUGGGACACCUGGGACUUUCAGGGCAGGCAGCUGUGCAUGUUGUCUCAACUAAAGGUCUUGUGAGAUGA